CCGGGAUGCUGACUUUCUAGGCAGAGUUGCAAAGAAAAAGCCAUAUUUCAGACUGGCCAAUUAAAUAUUAAGAUUGGGGGGGGGAAGAACUAACACUGGACAGAGCAACUCUGCCUAAAAGGCCAGCAUCCCGGAGUCGCCUCUUCAUCGCUGACUCUGAAGGCUGUAGACCUGGCUCCUAACAUUUAUUCUUUCAGAUAGUUUAGGUACUUGAUUUAGCUCGCACCCCUUAAGCUCGUCAAAAAUCGCCUCAAUUUACAGAGGAGCUACAUUACUAUGCAAUGGUCUCCAAGCAGCCAGAACAGCAUAGUCGGCUAAAAUAGUGCUGACCAGCCGACGAGACGAGCCCAGCAUAGAUCAGCCCAAAUCAAAAAUGACUUGCGCUAGCAUUAGCUCAAAUUAUACCCAAGCUUCAAAAAGCCUUGGUUGUUGCUCAGCACAUCUAAAAUAAGCUCCUGUUGGAUCAUUAAGUCGCAUGUCCCCCUUUUCCUACUAAACGGCUGUGGUUCAGAAUCCGACAGCCAAUCAGAUAGUCCUCCCCACCUGAUAUCCCCCAGCUGCCUUUGCUGAAUUAGGAGCUUCCAGAGAAGCAGUUACAGCUGCCUUUCUCCACUUGCCUUUUCUGGGGCAGUCAAUCUGAGACACACACACACACACACACACAGAUUUCCUGAUUCAUUUGGAAGGUUGAUUUAAGAAGUAGAGAAUGACGCGGUGUGUAAAUUGGAAUGGCUACGUCUAGUACUGCAUUGGUGACUUGGUGCUUGUCGCCUCAAACGAAAUUCUUCUGCUGCUCUUAUCGUUCGCUACAUACUUCAGUCGGAGACUGCCGUCAUUGAAGUCAUGUGGUGGUGUCAAAAUGAGGGGUGCUGUACAAAACAAAGUCAUCAGUAACUGUAUCUCUAACCAAUCAGAGUAUCAAAGCCAAUGACGAAUUUUCAAAACACUGCUUUACCCACGUGUGGAACCAAUCGGAUGGUCCUAAAUAGAUUUCCAUUCUAGAUAUUGUUGGGGAGCUACUCGAAUCCAGACUCAUUGCGUGGAAGACAGUCAUGUCCGUGGGCAUUAGGUAGCGUUUGGGUAGCCAGGCAAGGUGACUGGAUCUUUGACAGCAGUGUCCACUACAUUUGCUGUGUGUAUAGGGCAUCUGUUAGGAAUACUGACGUGUUUGUUAGGAAUUUCGUUUGUUAGGAAUACUGACAUCUGUCUGCCUCUGUCCCUCCAUUUUCCCCUCCAUCUUGCCUUGUUCUGUUCUUUCCUAGCCUCGAGGUCUCUCUCUUGAUCUUUGCUUGUUGGACAGUGUCAAUUUGGGGUAGCGGCGUGGACAAUGCUGGCUGUGUCUUCAACCUGUCUUUGCUCCUGGAUGGCAUACUGCACUCAAGACAUUUUUCUGUUUGUACAUUGGCCAGAGAGAGAAUGGUCAGAACUUUAGGUACAACACACCACAGAGCUUCUAUGGAAGGAUAAGGUCUGCAGCCUCCACACCAAACACUACUGACACCACCAUCGGAAAGCUAAAGCUGUAGCAAGCUACUAUAGUUAAGUGGCCGAGGUAGGCCAUAUCUUUGAUGCCUAACCCAACCACUAAGACCAAGGGUUUCCGGUUAUCUGUGCCCCAUCAACACCUUGCCGUCUUCCGUAACCCUGCCAAACGUUAAAUUUCCUGCUUUGGUCCCUCCUCCGCAGCCACCAUGCGUCCCUCACUCGCGGUCCUUCCCAGGACCCGUAACCAUCCCCACACAGCCCCCCCCCACAAUGCACACGGACUGUCUGCACACGUGGGGCGGGAGCACCUGUCGGCACCACGGAGGCGCAGCCCACACCUGCGGCACACGCUCAGCCCAGAGAACCUGCGGAGCCUGGCGGAGCGAGGCGGUGCCGCCAGGGACACGGCUUCUGUGGUGAGCAGCCCCAUGGGUCUCCCGAGGGCCAACAGCGACACAGACCUGGUGACCUCGCAGGGUCGCUCGUCGCUGACUGCAUCCACACUGGAGUUCACGCUGGGGAGGGGCCAGAACCUGGUCAUCUCCUGGGACAUCAAGGAGGAGGUGGAUGCCACCGACUGGAUCGGCCUGUAUCACAUUGAUGAAAUCAGCCCAUCCAAUGUGUGGGACUGUAAGAACCGUGGGGUGAAUGGGACACAGAGGGGCCAGAUCGUCUGGCGGUUGGAGCCUGGGCCUUACUUCAUGGACGCUGAGACCAAGAUCUGCUUCAAGUACUAUCACGGCGUCAGUGGAGCCCUGAGAGCAACCACCCCCUGCAUCACUGUGAAGAACCCUGGAGUCCUGGGAGAAGGUCAAAGUGAGGGGCAGUCAUCCACAGAUCAUCCUCGCAAACUAAUCAGCUUUACUUUGACAGAUAUGCAUGCUGUGGGGCUGAAGAAGGGUAUGUUCUUCAACCCGGAUCCCUACCUGAAGAUGUCCAUCCACCCUGGGAAGAGAAGUGGCUUCCCCACCUUCAGCCACCACGGACAGGAGAGACGCUCCGCCAUCAUCGCCAAUACCACCAACCCUAAGUGGCGCGGAGAGAAAUACACCUUUGUAGCAUUGAUGACAGACAUUCUGAACAUCGAGGUGAAGGACAAGUUUGCCAAAAGUCGACCAAUCAUCAAACGCUUCCUUGGUCAGCUGACCAUUCCUGUGCAGAGGCUGAUUGAGAAAAUACCUGGUCUCCAGCCUCUGAGCUUCUCUCUGUGUCGACGGUUGCCCACUGAGCACGUGAGUGGCCAGAUGCAGUUCAGGGUGGAGCUCACAUCCACUGGACCUGACGGGGCCUCUCCAGACUCUAUCAUCGGUGUGCCCAAUAACGGGGCCCCUGGGACUCCAUCAGAUGACGAGGAUCUGCCCCACCUACUCCCGGGGGUGGUUACUGGAGGCCCCUCCCCUACUGGCUCCCUGGGCUCACAGAGGUCCUGGGAAGGCGGGGCCACAGCCUAUCCAGUCCCAGACUACAGGGACUUUAGCGGUACAGAGGGCAGAACCACAGAGGGUGAAUCCUACUCUGGCCCUCUACGGUUGCAGAGGUCCCUGAGCGAAGGCCUGGAUGCCAUCGAGGCCCCCAAGGGCCCCGGAGAGAGGCCCCUGGGCGCCGCCUCACCGAAGCUGCGCUCUAGCUUUCCCACUCACACACGUCUCAGUGCCAUGCUGCACAUUGACUCAGACGAAGAUGAGGAGCGCUCGGGGCCCACUGACAUUUACCCGGUGCCCGGGUCCCCCCUGCUGCUCAACGGGGGUCCCGAGGGGCCUGAAGAAGAAGACGUUGUCCCAGAGCUACAGCAGGAUCCUGACCCUGAGCAGCUGGAACCCAGGGUGGCGGGAGAUGAACAGUUGGUGGUAACGGGUGAAGAUGGUGCCCCUGGUGGUGAAUCCAAUGUGGCCCCUGAGUUAGACCUGGCCCUCGACUUCGAGGACUCCUCAGAGCCUGAUGUUUUCUCGGAGGUGGAGGAAGUUCCUUUCUUCUCAGAGGCACUGUCCCAGAGUCUUUUGACUGUGGGCCUGGAGGGGCCAGAGGAGGGCCAGGGGCCCGCUGACAACCCCUUGAUGCCGAUUGACACCUGCUCCAUGGCAAUGGCCCCACAGACAGUCUUCUCUUCCUCAGAGAGUUGCCCAAUCACAAUGUCCACGGCUGAGGAGGCAGAGGAGAGGGCAGUAGCUGCCAUUGAUCCAGGGGGAGACUCCUUCACUGGCACUCCACCCACCCACCAGCACGUAGAUGACGAAGGGGGUGGGCAUACGUCAGCCAAUGAGGUUGAAGGAGACGCUCCGUCUGCCAAUGCGCUGGAGCCAGGGGAGGAGAUUAGUGAGCGGAUGUGGAGCUUACAGGUAUCUGGGGAUGUUCCCCAGGAUGAGGAGGGGGAGGAGCCAAGACCCGCAGGGCUGGCCGUAUCUGUUGAUUCAGAUGCAGUUGCCAUGGAGGCAGAUGGAGAAGACGGUGCUCAAGUGAACGGUCACCCCGUGCACUGCCUCCCCUCAGUGCGCCAUGACAUUCACCGUUACCAACGAGUGGACGAACCGUUACCUCCUAACUGGGAGGCGAGGAUCGAUAGUCACGGUCGUAUUUUCUUUGUCGAUCACGUGAACCGGACCACCACGUGGCAGCGCCCCACCGGACCCCCCGCUCCCCAGGGUCUGACCCGCUCCAGCUCCAUCCAACAGAUGGAGCAGCUCAACCGCAGAUAUCAGAGCAUCAGGAGGACAAUGACCAGUGAGAGGUCUGAGGAGAACACAGUUGACCUCCCGCCAGAGCCCACAGAGAGUGACUUUCUACCCCAGACCAUCCCUGAGUACAGGAGAGAGAGCGCAGUGGGUCACUCCAGCUCUCGGUCGCGUCUCUCUCUGCUGCUCCAGUCCCCAAGCGCAAAGUUCCUGUGCAGCACAGACUUCUUUACUGUGCUGCAUUCUAACCCUAGUGCCUACAGCAUGUUUACGAGCAACACCUGCCUGAAGCACAUGAUCAGUAAGGUGCGUCGGGACGCCCACCACUAUGAGCGUUACCAGCACAAUCGGGACCUGGUGGCCUUCCUCAACAUGUUCACCAACAGCCAGCUGGAGCUACCCAGGGGCUGGGAGAUGAAGCACGACCAGACCGGCAAGCCCUUCUUUGUGGAUCACAACUGUCGCUCCACAACCUUCAUCGACCCGCGGCUCCCCCUCCAGAGUGCACACUCAACUAGCCUGCUGGCCCACCGACAGCACCUUAACCGCCAACGCAGCCACAGCGCAGGCGAGGUGGUAGAUGACAUGCGACACUCCAGCCCACCUGCCGUACCCUGCCCCUCCAGCACCUUCAGUGGGUCCACUCGCAAUCAGGACCUGGUGCCUGUGGCCUACAACGACAAGAUUGUGGCAUUUCUACGGCAACCCAACAUCAUUGAGAUCCUGCAGGAGAGGCAGCCAGAGCUUGUCAGGAACCACUCACUCAAGGAAAGGUUACAGUUCAUUCGCAGUGAGGGUGUUUCUGGGCUUGCUCGUCUCUCUAGCGAUGCUGAUCUAGUCAUUUUGCUCAGCCUGUUUGAAGAGGAGGUUAUGUCCUAUGUGCCACCUCAUGCCUUACUGCACCCCAGCUACUGCUCCUCCCCUCAGAGCUCCCCCGGUACUCAGCGGGCGAAUGCACGCGCCCCUGCCCCUUACAAACGUGACUUUGAGGCCAAACUGAGAAACUUCUAUCGCAAGCUGGAGACAAAAGGCUAUGGCCAGGGACCUGGGAAAGUCAAAUUGAUCAUUCGUAGAGAUCACCUAUUGGAGGAUGCCUUCAAUCAGAUAAUGUGCUACUCCCGCAAAGACCUGCAGAGGAGUAAGCUCUACGUCAGCUUUGUGGGCGAGGAAGGACUGGACUACAGCGGCCCCUCGAGGGAGUUCUUCUUCCUAGUGUCGAGGGAGCUGUUUAACCCUUACUAUGGCCUGUUUGAGUACUCCGCCAAUGACACCUACACUGUGCAGAUCAGCCCCAUGUCUGCCUUCGUGGACAACCAUCAUGAGUGGUUCCGUUUCAGUGGGCGUAUCCUGGGCCUGGCUCUGAUCCACCAGUAUCUGCUGGAUGCCUUCUUUACCCGCCCGUUCUACAAGGGCCUGCUGCGCAUCCCGUGUGACCUAAGUGACCUGGAGUUCCUGGAUGAGGAGUUUCACCAGAGUUUACAGUGGAUGAAGGACAAUGACAUCGAGGACAUGCUGGACCUCACCUUUACCGUCAACGAGGAGGUCUUUGGACAGAUCACAGAGAGAGAGCUGAAGCCAGGCGGGGCAGGUAUUCCAGUGUCAGAGAAGAAUAAGAAGGAGUACAUCGAGCGUAUGGUUAAGUGGCGCAUCGAAAGGGGUGUGGCUCAGCAGACGGAGAGCCUGGUGCGAGGCUUCUAUGAGGUGGUGGACGUGCGGCUGGUAUCUGUGUUUGAUGCCCGCGAGCUGGAGCUGGUGAUCGCUGGCACUGCAGAGAUCGACCUGGCAGACUGGAGGAACAACACAGAGUACAGAGGAGGGUACCAUGACAACCACAUAGUAAUCCGCUGGUUCUGGGCGGCAGUGGAGAGGUUCAACAAUGAGCAGAAAUUGAGACUGCUGCAGUUUGUGACAGGCACCUCCAGUAUUCCCUAUGAGGGCUUUGCCUCCCUCAGAGGUAGCAAUGGACCACGCAGGUUCUGUGUGGAGAAGUGGGGCAAAAUCACCUCCUUGCCCAGGGCCCACACAUGCUUUAACCGUCUGGACCUCCCGCCGUACCCUUCGUUCUCCAUGCUCUAUGAGAAAAUGCUGACGGCCGUGGAGGAAACCAGCACCUUUGGCCUGGAGUAACCUUUCCAAAAUGUCCACCACAGCCAGGGGUUGAAUUGGGUAAGAACAAUGGUGGAUAGGAAACCCCACCACCUUAGCUUGAGGCGAGACAGGACUCACAGUACACAAUGGAGACUGAAUAGACAUCGACAAGAAAUUAUCAUUGUGGAGAAAAAACAACAACCUUUGGGACAAUUUCACCAACAAGAUAAUCCCAAUUUGACCCCCUGGCUUUGCUAUACCUCCCUGCUCCAUGAGCCCAUACUUCCUGGAAUAACGUUACUGUUCUUUUACCUACACUGAUGCCCUCCAUUCGAUUCCUGCGUACAACCACCACACUUGUGCUUUAUCUCUUAUCAGUUUAAUGGCCUUGGUUACUGUAUCUCCAGUCCUCCUCCUUCCUUCAGGGGUUCAGCCUGCACUUCAAGCCCAGAGAAACCUUAUCCUAAUCCCCUAUGCUUCCUCCUGGAGUGACCUCGUGUUCUGGACCUCAGAACUGUUUCAUUUUCUACUCUAGGGCUGCAGACUAUGCACACUAUAAUACAUAAUGAACUAAUGCCUUGGCUUCGAACAUACACACAUACACGCUUCUAACGCACACACUUUCAAGAUGACCCUCAUGAGUAAGACCGUUAUCAUUUCUGAAGGGAUUCAAUUGUAUGUCAGAGCUCCUAAGGGGCACCAAAGGCAUUGUCAUACACCAAAACACACUGCACUUACCUUAUGUUAGACUACAUGAGCAAGGCUUUAAAACUGACACACACUUACGUAUGGAUACAAUUGUAGGGUCACUCUUUUUCCAAAUAGAUGAGAUGCACUUUCUCAUAGACGCAUGUAGCUCCACAUGCAUGUACACACACACACACACAUAGACAUUGCCAAACAAAAGGCUUUAUUUCUCACUGAUGUAAUUUUCUCCCAUUCAGUGUACUUACUGAUGAAUGUAUCACAAAAGAGUGAACCUGUGUAUGAACCUGUAUGAAUCUCCAGCUUGCCGUAGUAGGAAGACUGAGGAGUCUUCAAAGAAGAAGAAACACCAGAGCCGCACGAAGUGUAGCUCGUACAAUUGAUGACUGUGGUUGAUUGAGGAAUAUGGAAGCCGAGACUGUGGCAUCGGACAUGUGCCUUGUUAUGAGAGAUAUGAGAGACACUUUUACUCAUUGUUUUACGAAGGGAUGCGUCCAUUUCCUAUUGGGUCACGACUGAAAACUCAGUUGUAACGAGAGACUUUGUAUUGUCUAUUUGAUUGUUCAAAAUUACAUUCAAACGGUUUAUCUGUGUCACACACAAAAAACACAACUCUUAAAGCUAGAAUCCUUAGUUGCUUCCUACAUCUAUUUUUGGACCUAUAAAUUAAUGAUAUAUACCCAUUGAUUCUUGAAGAAUAUAACUUAUAAAUGCAUCAUGAACUUAGUUCAUGAUGAACUUAGAACUUUGUACCCCAUCAGAACCCAAAAUAUAAACUUGUUUUACUCCAAUGAUUGUAAACAAUGUAAAUGUAAACAAACUGUAUAGCCUCAAAACAUGGUUAAAACUGUACUUUUUAUAUCAUGCAUGGUCAGUCCUUGCAUCCAUAGCUCUGUAUAUGAAUUUGAGAGGGGUUACUUUUCUCCAGGCCCAACCCUCAGCUUUCUACCAAAACAGAGGCGGGGUAACACUUUGUUAUUCUUUCAAUUAAGGAUUCUAGCUUUAAGUGUAUUCCAAAACAGUUCCAGGAUGCAAACACAAGAGGGCAGCACAUCAUAUAUGGGUACUUCAGUACCAUCGACACAGCUAUAGAAGCAUUUUUAAGCAUGGGGCAUACACUACACACCAACACAGAUGCUUACAAUUUCUUGAAAGCAUGUUUUCAUCCUGGUUUUGGACUUCUCAGUGCAUAACCCCUACCCAAAGGAUUUAUUUACACACACACACACACACACACACAUUUUCUAUGGGGUGCACACACUACUGUACAGAGGUCUAUGUGAGCUAAACAGACAACUCGGGCUGGAGUAGAUAGUAAUAGAAGCCCCACUGUGAUGCACUGUGGAGGCAGCCUUCAUAUCUCAGCCUGGCUCGAUACUGCAUGCAGGGUCCAUCUCAGCAUCUCUGUGAGCUGCACUGAGUCCGGGAACCCCUAGAUGGUGUUGUGUUAUAGCUCGAUAUUUGCAUGCCGAAAUAGUGCAACACAAGUUUGUCCUUAUUAGAUUUUGCAUGAGGAUAUCGCAAUCGAUGUGGAGAAAAUGGCUGGAGGAGCCAGACAGUACUUUAGGGUAUGUUGCUAUAAUGUGUUCGUAGCACUGUUAUAAAUACGUCCAAAGACAUGACGAGGGAUACGUCAAAUAUAUCUCUGUUUUGUGUCCCAUUGUGUAUGGGUUCACUAACUAUGAAAUGUUAUAACAGGCAUUGUUGUUUAUGUGACAGGUUAUGACGAGUGUUACUGAAGAACUGUGCCAGCACGCUUUAAGGGAAAUUGUUUUGUUACAUUCAAGUGUUUACUUGUCGUGACGAUAUAUCGGAGGAUGGAGGUUAAGGGUCAUAGUUCAUGGCUACACAGAGAACAAAUAGGGGUGUAAUGAAUGACGAAGAGGAAGUGAGAGCACUUUUCUUUGUAUAUACUUGUACAUGUACUGUAUGUCUGUCCCUGUUGUGUAUACAUAUACAGUACCAUUCAAAAGUUUGGACACACCUAGUCAUUCCAGGGUUUUUCUUUAUUUUUACUAUUUUCUACAUUGUAGAAUAAUAGUGAAGACAUCAAAACUAUGAAAUAACACAUAUGGAAUCAUGUAGUAACCAAAAAGGUGUUAAACAAAUCAAAAUAUAUUUUAAAUUUGAGAUUCUUCAAAGUAGCCACCCUUUGACUUGAUGACAGUUUUGCACACUCUUGGCAUUCUCUUUGUUUAACACUUUUUUUGGUUACUACAUGAUUCCAUGUGUUAUUUCAAUUUUGAUGUUUUCACUAUUAUUCUACAAUGUAGAAAAUUGUAAUAAUAAAGACAAACCUUUUAAUGAGUAGGUGUGUCCAUACUUUUGACUGGUACUGUUUAUUUUGCACCAAAUGUACUAAUGGUUUGGGGCUCGCAUAGUCAACCAUGUCUCCCUAUUUCUGUUUAACGGAAUGACCCCAGUCUCGAACGUCCACACAUCCCCACAUCACCUCAAGCUUGGAGGGGCGGCUUUGUGGCAUGUGCAGUAACCUUUCACAAUGGGGUUCAAAUCAUUUCUGCCAAUCAAGACAUUUUCCAUGGCUUUUUCUUCUGCUGCGAAUGUCCAAUAAGAAUAAAGUCAGUCUGCUUCUCGCCCAUUAAGGACAAAACUCACCCCCACCACCACUCCCCUUGCCUGAUCAAUUACCAAUAGGAUUGGACAUCCCACUGUCAGAACUCCACUCUAUGCAAAAGCUCCUGUAUUUCUCCUUUUCACCCCCAAUGAUUGUAUUAAAAGACAAUGGCACAGGGCAAGUUUUAAUUAGCGAUACAUGAAUGUGUGUUUCCUUUCUGUGUAUUUUUUUUAGGUGAAGCAGGGGCUCAGCCAGUAGGGCACAACACUUUUUAUUAAUACAUUUUUAUUUAUUUCACCUUUAUUUAGCCAGGUAGGCAAGUUGAGAACAAGUUCUCAUUUACAAUUGCGACCUGACCAAGAUAAAGCAAAGCAGUUCGACACAUACAACAACACAGAGUUACACAUGGAGUAAAACAAACAUACAGUCGAUAAUACAGUAUAAACAAGUCUAUAUACGAUGUGAGCAAAUGAGGUGAGAUAAGGGAGGUAAAGGCAAAAAAAAAAAGGCCAUGGUGGCAAAGUAAAUACAAUAUAGCAAGUAAAACACUGGAAUGGUAGAUUUGCAGUGGAAGAAUGUGCAAAGUAGAAAUAAAAAAUAAUAGGUUGCAAAGGAGCAAAAUAAAUAAAUAAAUAAAAUAAAUACAGUAGGGAAAGAGGUAGUUGUUUGGGCUAAAUUAUAGGUGGGCUAUGUACAGGUGCAGUAAUCUGUGAGCUGCUCUGACAGUUGGUGCUUAAAGCUAGUGAGGGAGAUAAGUGUUUCCAGUUUCAGAGAUGUUUGUAGUUCUUUCCAGUCAUUGGCAGCAGAGAACUGGAAGGAGAGGCGGCCAAAGAAAGAAUUGGUUUUGGGGGUGACCAGAGAGAUAUACCUGCUGGAGCGCGUGCUGCAGGAGGGUGAUGCUAUGGUGACCAGCGAGCUGAGAUAAGGGGGGACUUUACCUAGCAGGGUCUUGUAGAUGACAUGGAGCCAGUGGGUUUGGCAACGAGUAUGAAGCGAGGGCCAGCCAACGAGAGCGUACAGGUCGCAAUGGUGGGUAGUAUAUGGGGCUUUGGUGACAAAACGGAUUACACUUAGAGAGCAGCAUAUAGAGAUCUACAGCAUACCAUGGACAUGGUUUUCUAUUCUCUAUAUUUAUUUUUGCAGAAAGAAAGAAACACAUGCACAAACACAUUUUAUUUUAACUCUGCAUUCCAUAAAGUAUUUUGGAAAAUAUGAAAAUACAGAGUUCCAGCUAAACAAUUGAAUUGCCCCAUUUAUUAUUUUUUUUUUUUUUCUGAUCUAUGAUUGUAUUUAUGCUUUACAGCUUUUUGUACAAUACAUGUGUGAAUGACCCUGUCAUUGUGAGAUACUAGGUUCACAUCGAUGAUGCCGUCCGUUUGAAGAAGCCCCUCAUCGUAAGUAUGGUGUUUGAGAAGCCACGCGCUGCAAGUAUGGGUAACCGCAUACAGUAUGUGGAGUGUGUCUGAAAGUGGGCGUGUCAACAGAAGUGGAAGGAACCACAGCGAUAGGCAUUACACCAGUGCUCUGUAAUUGGUUAGGCGGUUUUAAUUGAGUGUGUUGUUUUUAGUUUCUUAACACAUUUUUAUUGGUCGGUUCCCGACCGUGUGAAACAAGACUGGGAGAGCUACAAGGCACUCUAUUCUUGAUAGAGAAUCAUACUGUGCCAUUUGAAUGUUAACAAAACACACAAAAAACACCUCACGUAUAGCGAAAAUAAAAGUAAUUUUGAUGUCAGUUA
This is a messenger RNA of Oncorhynchus kisutch (coho salmon), 11260 nucleotides long. Its product is annotated as E3 ubiquitin-protein ligase HECW2. Bases 1692 to 6281 code for a protein of 1529 amino acids. Gene Ontology annotation, cellular component: cytoplasm. Gene Ontology annotation, biological process: ubiquitin-dependent protein catabolic process; regulation of dendrite morphogenesis; protein ubiquitination. Gene Ontology annotation, molecular function: ubiquitin protein ligase activity; protein binding. Lineage: Eukaryota; Metazoa; Chordata; Actinopteri; Salmoniformes; Salmonidae. The transcript is spliced from 29 exons. The record is from RefSeq and is a predicted model, not a curated record.